Funneliformis geosporum is the source of this 203-nucleotide messenger RNA. The record is from the annotation of a GenBank genome assembly. Lineage: Eukaryota; Fungi; Glomeromycota; Glomeromycetes; Glomerales; Glomeraceae.
ACCUCGGUAAUAGUGAGAUUGGUAAUUCAGCAAUCAGGGAAAUUGCUCGUUCAUGUCAUAAUCUAAAAUUCCUUGGCUUAGAGUGCUGUAGCGGUAUUAGCAGAAAAGUAUUAGGAAAGCUUGAUCGGAAUAUCGAGAUAGAAUGGCCUGAUUCAGAUAGUGAUAAUGAGUCUGUGCAGAAUCUAUCUGGCCCGGAGUGGUGA